Molecule: messenger RNA, 882 nt
Organism: Cicer arietinum (chickpea)
Lineage: Eukaryota; Viridiplantae; Streptophyta; Magnoliopsida; Fabales; Fabaceae
Cellular component (GO): endoplasmic reticulum
Source: RefSeq, a predicted model, not a curated record
AUAGGUACAAGUUCAACGGAACUUUCAAGGGUUAAAGAUCCCUCUUUUUAUUUCUUCAACCAUCAAUUAUCAUCCUCUUUCCUUUCUUCUUCCUCAAAUCUUCACAUUCAUCCAACAAUCAAAAACAAAACAAAGAAACCAAAAAUGGGUGUUUUGUUAAAACUUGUAGAUGCCAUCUUGUUCCUAUUCUUCCUAUUGAUAGCAAUUGUAGCACCUCUUAUUGAUGCUCAAACAUGUCUUCCUCUCUCUUACUUCCCUGAUUUUCUUAUCAACAUUAAAACAUGGUACACAAAUGAAUAUGGUGAUUAUCUUGUUGCUGACAAACCCCAUUUCUUUGUUGGUCUUGUUUGGCUUGAGCUUCUUUUUCAAUGGCCACUUUCUCUCCUUAAUCUCUAUGCUAUGUUAUCUUCUAAGCAUUGGUUUAAUACCACUUGCUUGAUCUAUGGUGUUUCUCUCUCCACUUCCAUGGUUGCAGUAUUAUCAGAAUUGACAGGAUCAAAGAAAGCUUCUGAGAAGCUCUUAACAAUGUACUUCCCUUUCAUGUGUUUGGGUAUUUUAGCUACUCUGAGAGGCUUGCUGUCAAAUUCUUCCAAGACUGGCUCGGCUUUCGGAAAAAGAUCUGCACUAGCGAGGAAAAAGCGAGCUUGAAGCAGUUGUUUUUGAAUCAAUUUUUGAGAAAAUGGGAAGAGAAUACGAGUUGUAGGUGUAAAGGGAUGUAGCAUGCAAAUGUUCCUUCCUCUAACCACAUUUUUUGGGUACAUUUUAGUGUUGAGUUUUGUAUUUAAUUCUUUGAGAAAAAGAUUUUGUUUCAAGUAUACAUCAAAUUCCAUUGUGUUGAAUACAUUGCCAUGAUAAGAAAUAAAAGGCUAAUUAUUGUCAUGA